Melitaea cinxia (Glanville fritillary) is the source of this 1186-nucleotide messenger RNA. RefSeq names its product androgen-dependent TFPI-regulating protein-like. Gene Ontology annotation, cellular component: endomembrane system; membrane. Bases 1 to 738 code for a protein of 245 amino acids. The record is from RefSeq and is a predicted model, not a curated record. The transcript is spliced from 4 exons. NCBI's taxonomy places the organism in Eukaryota, Metazoa, Arthropoda, Insecta, Lepidoptera, Nymphalidae.
AUGAUUAAGCGCAGUGAUAUUUUAUUGAAUUUUCGAUUAUUUUUUAACAGUGCUGCUCUGUUACAUCUUGUAUUUGUUGCGAUAAUGGUUCUGCCAAUUGAUAUGUCAAAGGAUGAAGACCCCAGGAUAAGAAUAUACAUUCGAGUCAGAUGGAAAUUAAUAACGUGUUGGUGCAAUUUGAUGCUGCUGGCGUACUUCUUGAUCUCUUUUUACUGUGACUGGGAAGAGAAGCUAGGCAAGUGGAAUGGAAAGAAUGUCUCAAGUUUAAGACUGAUUCGAGACAACUUUAUGACGAGUAUUGUAUUUCCAGUUACAUUGUCUUGCGAUACUAUAUUUUGGUUCCUGUGGCAUAAAGACCCAACAUUAAUAGCACCGAUGGCCGUGUUCAGAUAUUUGCCAUUUUGGGCUCAGCAUUCUUUGCACACAUUGUCAGCGAUUAAAGUUGUGGUAGACAUUCUUUUGGUGCCCCGAAGAAAACCGGCUAAUUUACUACCUGGCAUUGCGAUAAUGUAUUCGUUUUGUGCUAUUUACUAUACAGUAACUGCAGUAAGUCACAUGAAUGGCGAACCCGUGUACAGCUUAUUUAAAUUUCUUAAUCAUUUUGAGUUAAUAUUAUUUGCAGUCCUCACUGCAUUCAUAAACUUAUUCUUUUACUUACUCCAAUGGUAUAUUAUAGGUUUUGUUUGGAAUAAAACAUUUAUUAAAAACCAUGUAAAUACCGCUUAUAAACAAAAAUAGCUUUCAAAUUUAGGCAAAUUGAAACAAUUGUUAGUUUUCAAAGGUUUAAGGUGUUUUCGCGUCAUCAAUUUAAAUAACAUUAAUGGUCAGCAAAUAGGCUUAGAUUGUCAAAAGUAUGAUAUAUAUUAAUUUAUAAACAUUAGGUCAUAAACGAUCUCUCAUAAAUUGUGAAAAAGACUUUGAUUAUUUUAGAUUAUUUAAUUACUUUACCAGUCCAUCGGCGCUAAAAAAAUAGUGGUACGAAAUUCGCCGUGUCAGCUAGUACAUAUAUAAUAACCAAGAUAAGUAUGAAAAAUAUUGAGAAAGUAAUUAGUUAUAUAUAAUUAAUAAAGUAGCUUAAUCAUACAUUUAUUUUAAAAAGUAUAACAUAAAUAUAUUAAAGUACGUAAAUACCUCGUGUAAGAAUAAGUGUACAUAUUUAACUGCAAUAAAAUACAUUUUCUUUGUA